Paramecium sonneborni is the source of this 358-nucleotide messenger RNA. The record is from the annotation of a GenBank genome assembly. Lineage: Eukaryota; Ciliophora; Oligohymenophorea; Peniculida; Parameciidae.
AUGAACAAUUCAAACAAUAAUUUGAAGAAAGAAUUCCACAUAGUCACAAACAUGAAGAUGUACUUUCAAAAGAAUAUUGGAUAAAUAAUUAAAAUUAAUGAUGAGGAAAGACAAAGUUAAAUAAUCUCAAAAUCAGACCAUGUUUUAUUACCUGAUUUACAAUCAAUGAUAAUCAAUUUUGUUGACUUAGAGAUUGAUGAUCAUAAUGAUCUAAGUAUUAAUCAAUCUAUAUAGACACUUUCAUCAACAAAUGUUUCAAGUAUAAAUUUAAAUAAUUUUAGAUAAUAGAUCCUCAAGAAGAAUAUAAAUUUUUGCCUUUGAAUCCUUUUCCUUAGACUCAGAGUGCGAAGAAUUUUGA